AUUGACGUCAAUUGCAAGCAAAUAUGGCUGACAUGUAAGCGCUUUCUUUGAGUGCGUUGCAGAAAGUAACUUUAUUUCGUAAAUGUGUUGUUACAAUUUUUACUAAAUGUUAAAAAAAGAAGUCUGUUGUUCGAGUAGUGCAAAUUAGAGUUUAUACAUCAGGCAGUGAAAAAUAUACAACAUGGCAUUGUGGGCUAAGGCACAGCAACUCCCUGCCGAUAGUAUUCAUUUGCAACAAAUAAGAGGCAUAUAUGGGGAACACUUUCCCAUAGAGGUUAGGCAUUACCUAGCCCAAUUUAUCGAAGAAAAAUUCUGGUCCAAUAUAGACCCUGUCUCCGAUAAUCCCAGCUACGAACAAUAUGUGGCAACACUGGUAAAUCAGCUAAUACAGGAGAUAGAAAAUAAAGCUGAAGGAUCCACGGAUUCUUCAGAGUAUUUCCUAACCAAACUGAAAUUAGCCGAGGCUGCCAAAUUAUUUAGAGAACGUUACAGCUCGAACCCGCUGCAGUUGUUCAACUUUAUCCGGCAGUGUCUGGCCACGGAAAUGAAAUUUCUGCAGGCGGCCGGCGCCGAUUUUUUGGGAAUGGGGCCCACGUUGCCGCUGUCCAACUCUGCCGCCGAAGUCCUACACAAAUUGGACGAUUUAAGGAGGCGCACUCAGUCUACUGCUGAAGAUGCUCGAAAACUGGAACAGGAUCAGGAAGCCUUUGCUUUGCAGUACCACGAAUGUACAAAAGUUAAUGCACAUAUCCAACAACUGGUUAGUCAAGGCACGGCUCAAGAUCAACAAGCCACUUACAUAAAACGAAAGGAAAUGCUGGAAUUAGAUUUAAAUCGCCGGGUUGCCGCUCUAAUGGAACUGAGGUUAAAAUUAACCGAAAAAUACAAACAAAUUUAUCAAGUACUACAUCAAUUACAAAGUCAGAUAAUCGACGACGAGCUAAUUCGGUGGAAGCGCGACCAGCAAUUAGCCGGAAACGGAGUACCUUUCACCAGUAAUCUGGACCAAAUCCAAGACUGGUGCGAAAGCUUGGCAGAAAUAAUAUGGCACAGCAGACAGCAAAUUAAAGAGGUGGAAAGGCUUAAACAAAAAUUGGCACUCGAUCCACCAGGAGUGGUCGAUGUUUUGCCAUCGCUUUUAACCGAAAUCACCCAGCUGCUAUCUUCGCUCGUAACUUCGACUUUUAUCAUCGAGAAACAACCACCACAAGUCAUGAAAACCAACACAAGAUUUACAGCAACUGUUCGCCUGUUGGUUGGUGGUAAGCUAAAUGUACACAUGACCCCUCCCCAAGUUAAGGUUACCAUCAUAUCCGAAUCGCAAGCUAAUCUUUUACUGAAAAAUGACAAAUUGAUCAAGGGCGGUGACAGUUCAGGAGAAAUAUUAAAUAACACAGGUACAAUGGAGUAUCAGCAAACAACCAGACAACUCUCUGUAAGUUUCCGAAAUAUGCAACUGAAGAAAAUCAAGAGAGCAGAAAAGAAAGGCACUGAGAGUGUGAUGGAUGAGAAGUUUUCAUUAUUUUUCCAGUCUCAGUUCAGUGUUGGGGGUGGAGAAUUAAUGUUCCAGGUGUGGACUCUUAGUUUGCCUGUAGUCGUUAUCGUUCACGGCAAUCAAGAGCCCCACGCUUGGGCCACAAUAACGUGGGACAACGCAUUCAGUGAGCCAGGAAGGUGCCCGUUUCAAGUACCAGACAAAGUUCCAUGGGGUAAAGUGAAAGAGACGUUGUCUCAGAAGUUCAAAUGGGCCACUGGACGCGGUUUGACCGAAGAUAAUCUGCGUUUCCUCGCUGAGAAAGCUUUCCGUGGAAACUACAGUGAGUCAAGCAACUGUAUGCUCAGUUGGGCACAGUUCUGCAAGGAACCACUGAGCGACAGAAAUUUUACUUUCUGGGAAUGGUUCUUUGCAAUAAUGAAAUUGACCAGAGAACAUUUGAGAGGACCAUGGGUUGAUGGCGCCAUUAUGGGUUUCGUGAAGAAGAAACAGGCCGAGGAAAUGCUUUCUACUUGCCAAGCUGGUACUUUCCUUCUAAGAUUUUCAGACAGUGAAUUAGGUGGCAUUACUAUAGCGUGGGUUUCCGAUACACAGGAGGUGUUCAGUUUGCAGCCGUUUACCUCUAAGGACUUUUCGGUGCGAUCCCUUGCGGACAGAAUUGCCGACUUGGGCCAUUUGGUGACGUUGUAUCCGGACACGGCGAAAGAAAUAUACUUUCAGAAAUAUUAUACGCCAUUUCAAGAACAACGGCCGUCAACUAAUGGAUAUAUUAAGCCUGUAUUGGUAACACAAGUACUUGGACUGGCUGGAACCAACUACAAUACACCUCCUCACGCUUUUAUGAGUCCAGAUCCCACUAGAGAUACACCUUCUGUGGAUAGCAGCUAUGCCGGAUCUGUGGCCACCACCGCUACCGCACCUCAGUUAGGCAUGGACUACUUGGAUCAGUUGGACGACAACAGUUACGCAGCUCUCGGCCUCAAUAACGAUUUCGAUCUCAUGAUGAAUUACGGCAAAUAAAAAACAGAAAGAUAAGUUAGGAAGGUAUUGUUGUUUUUUAAUUCCACGAUCUACGAGAGUUUCUGUUACUUGAAGGGAUACUGUGGCAGCUAGUAGUAGGUUUUUUUUAAUAAAAUUGAGCCAUAUAUGUGUAAUUAAAAUGCCAUUAUACAAUUUAGGGUGAAACAUUUGACGUUUCAACAAAAAACAUUAAUUUUACCUCAAAACGCCCUUCUUUGAAAAACAAAGCUGGAGCAAUAUUGCGAAUGCUGCAUCAUUCUUAUAAGAUGAUUAUAAUGAUGAUUCUUAUAAGAAUGAUGCAGCAUUCGCAAUAUUGCUCCAGCUUUGUUUUUCAAAGAAGGGCUACGCUGCGGCGGUCUCGGAGAUCAGGUGUUGUAGCUGACAAAAGAGAUAAAAGUUGAUACAUUUCUUUGCGGUAUUGCCGGAUUUUGCAUCAAAAUUUCAAACCGCACAAGUAGGCGUUUAUGAAAAAUGAUGCAUCUACGAUUGGAACACAUUUACCUACAAACGUAAAAACCGGCAACACUGUAUGCUUUUUAUUUUGUCUCUCUGUCUGUCAACUGGUCAUUUAUAUUUAUCUCUGUUGCAUGCAUUAAAUACAGAUGUUGUUUUUACACGAUCAGAGAAGAACAAUCGUAGAGAAACGACAAAAACCGUCGGCGUCGGCACUAUUGAAGUGAGGGGGACCAAGUUUUGUGACCUUCAAAUUGGCAUAUUUGAGAGAUCGCCGGUUUCUAGCUACUCUGAGAGAAAUUCAAUGAAGGCAAAAGAAAUGAAAAAAGCUAUAAACUUCAUUUAGGAAUCAUAUUGAAUAGUAACUAUCUUUUAAGAUUUAACACGGGUUUCCGCGGUUUGUGGAUUUACCGCGUUCUAAUCAUUUUCUAACCUAUUCCUUUUAGAGGGACAUUUUCGAAUCGUAUCUGAUAAUAUUGUUUGUUUCGAAAUUAAUAUCUGAAAGUGUAUUUUUUAAUUAAAAUUAUAAAUAAAACAAUUUUAAGACAAUUUCGAAUAUUUAUCAGCUGUUAUCACAAGAGUUAAAACAAACCAAAAAGUAAAUAACAUAAUUAGAGUUGAGGGUUGGAACCGGGGUGUUACAACAGCAAAAUAAAACACUAAUUUACCGUAAUACCCUAAAACACUUUACUUCUGCAGUGCAUCAGCAGAUGAUUAAAACUAUGUAACUGUAUAUUAAAAAAUCAUAGUUUACAUAAAAAAACAUAUUACAUUAAUUUAAAGAUAACACAAUUUAAAUUAGCGUCGCUAAUAUAUUAUAUUCGCGAUAAAAUAUUAUUUAAUUUUCUAAUACAGAGUUUAAAUUUUCUAAUUAUUUUUUAUUAAACGCUAACAACCUGCACCUAUUUUAAGUUUUAAUAAUAUUUAGUUCUGAAAAUUAGUUCUUUCUUUAAGUAAUACUGUAUGAUCGAAUAAAAACGGCGUCAACGAUGGCUAUGAAAUGAAGAUCGCUGUCAUUUUAUAUGUAAAAUUAUAUGGGAAAUGUCAUCGAUCGUCAUUUCCAAGCCAACCGGACGCCGUUUUUUUUCGAUCAUACGGUAUUAUAAGGUAAGGAUAAAAUAUAGAUUAAUUAAUUCAAAAAGGUUAAUUAUGUACACAAAUAAAAAAACAGUAAGAUUUCAGGACUUUAUCGUUAACAAUGGCAACGCUGGCCGUAUUCCGAAAACACGUUGAGAUGACAGUUAGCGGGUUUACCUCCCACUCCAAAUUUUUAGGCGGGAUUCAUUUUGUCGCUUCUCUACGAUUGUUCUUCUCUGACACCAUUUCAACUUUGAGCGUCUUGAUGGAUCGUGUGUCGCCAUAUUCAUAAAAGUUAUAGUUAUUCUAAUGUAACUUGGAACUAUUACCUUGGUAUAUUAUCAAUGUAUUUAAAUUAAUUUAUAUAAUCUGGGAAAAUAAAACGAUAUAGAAUUAUUCUAAUAGGAAUAUAGUAUAUGCGCAAACUUUUUAUUAAUUUCAAGAACACUAUCUGCAUUAUUAAACAUAAAAAAAUAAUUUUGAAAAUAAAUUUUAUGUGUCGAUUUAAUGGUAUUUUUUCUAUAUUCUCAGAUAUAGAAAAAUAGAAAUAUUUGUCUGCUGGCACUCGCUUAUGUCGUCUCAGUGUUGUCACUAAUUGACUAAUAUUAAGUUUUAAGAUGACACGAUUUUUAAGUGCAGUAACUGGUAGUUUAAAUAAAGUGAAACUAUAUUUACAUAAAUUCGGGAGGAUAUUUUCAGACUUAGUUUUUAUCAAAUAUUAGGAGUUUGUCAAAAUUGAAUGUUAACAUGUUGUUAGAAUUAGUGUUGAAAUUUUAUCUCUAUCUUAGAAACUAAAAGUAUAUUUACAUGAUCCUGAAGAAUAUAUUUAUUAAAUAGAAUUAUACCUAUAUACAAGUUAGGACGCCUUAAAGUAGAUAAUGAUACGGCUGUUGUAGUGCCUAUACUUAAUUAGAUUUGUUUAUAUAUUUGUCUGUGAUUUUCAUAUACAAGAAUAAGCUGUUUAAAGUUUUAAAGCUUUGUUGUGUUUUUGCCGACACAAAAUAAUUCGUUAUAUAAAUUCAAUGUAAACUUUUAGGUUAUGUCAUAUUUGAAUGAAUGAAUUUCUUUAUCUGUCAAAGUCUAACUGUGCUCGAUAAUAUACCACAUGAUAAAAAAAAACCGCAUUAGCGAUAGCUAUUAAACGAAGAUCGCUUUCAUUUUAUAUGUAAAAUUAUAUGGGAACUGUCA
Sitophilus oryzae (rice weevil) is the source of this 5233-nucleotide messenger RNA. Its product is annotated as signal transducer and activator of transcription 5B-like. Lineage: Eukaryota; Metazoa; Arthropoda; Insecta; Coleoptera; Curculionidae. Gene Ontology annotation, molecular function: DNA-binding transcription factor activity, RNA polymerase II-specific; RNA polymerase II cis-regulatory region sequence-specific DNA binding. The transcript has 16 exons. The coding region runs from base 182 to 2515 and encodes 777 amino acids. The record is from RefSeq and is a predicted model, not a curated record. Gene Ontology annotation, biological process: defense response; regulation of cell population proliferation; regulation of transcription by RNA polymerase II.